This is a messenger RNA of Venturia canescens, 2532 nucleotides long. RefSeq names its product major heat shock 70 kDa protein Ab-like. Bases 128 to 2050 code for a protein of 640 amino acids. NCBI's taxonomy places the organism in Eukaryota, Metazoa, Arthropoda, Insecta, Hymenoptera, Ichneumonidae. Gene Ontology annotation, molecular function: ATP binding; ATP-dependent protein folding chaperone. Gene Ontology annotation, cellular component: cytoplasm; cytosol; nucleus. The transcript has a single exon. The record is from RefSeq and is a predicted model, not a curated record.
AGUGGAGGGAGCUUGCCGGGCGAGCGCGAGUAUAAAUACGAGCACAAGCGGACGGAGCGUCAGUACAAUAAACGAAACGAAACGAAACACAACGAACGAAGAAGUGAGGAGUAAAGUAAAAUCAAAAAUGCCUGCAAUUGGAAUCGAUUUGGGAACCACAUACUCCUGUGUCGGAGUAUGGCAGCAAGGCAAAGUGGAGAUAAUCGCCAACGACCAGGGCAACAGAACGACACCGAGUUACGUUGCGUUCACAGACACCGAACGACUGAUCGGCGAUGCGGCGAAGAACCAAGUGGCCAUGAAUCCAUCCAACACAGUUUUCGACGCGAAAAGGUUAAUUGGAAGGAAGUUCGACGACCCGAAGAUCCAGAGUGACAUGAAACAUUGGCCAUUCAAAGUCGUCAGCGAGGGUGGAAAACCAAAGAUCCAGGUAGAAUUUCGCGGAGAAAACAAAAGAUUCAACCCGGAAGAGAUUUCGUCGAUGGUUCUAACGAAAAUGAAGGAAACGGCCGAGGCUUACCUCGGUCAGAGUGUACGGGAUGCAGUCAUCACAGUACCGGCGUAUUUCAACGAUUCGCAGCGUCAGGCGACCAAGGAUGCUGGUGCGAUAGCCGGACUCAAUGUUUUAAGGAUCAUCAACGAACCAACCGCGGCGGCUCUUGCUUACGGUUUGGAUAAGAACUUGAAGGGCGAGAAAAAUGUUCUUAUCUUCGAUCUCGGAGGUGGUACUUUCGACGUGUCGAUUCUAACGAUCGACGAGGGCUCGUUGUUUGAGGUUAAGUCAACAGCCGGUGACACUCAUUUGGGUGGCGAAGACUUCGACACGAGACUGGUUGACCAUCUGUGUAAAGAGUUCGAAAGAAAAUUCAAGAAAAACAUCAAAUCUAAUCCGAGAUCACUGAGAAGAUUGAGAACAGCGGCUGAGAGAGCGAAACGGACCCUGUCAUCGAGCACCGAGGCAACCAUCGAAAUCGACGCCCUUUACGAGGGUCUCGAUUUUUACACGAAAAUCUCGAGGGCACGUUUCGAAGAGCUGUGCGCGGAUCUCUUCAGGGCCACGUUAGAACCGGUCGAAAAAGCGUUGGCCGAUGCCAAAUUGGACAAAAGAUCAAUCCACGAGGUCGUUCUCGUUGGCGGCUCCACUCGAAUCCCAAAAAUUCAAUCGAUGCUGCAGAACUUCUUCUGCGGUAAGCAGCUUAACCUCUCCAUCAAUCCGGACGAAGCUGUCGCUUACGGUGCUGCGGUUCAAGCUGCCAUUCUUACCGGCGAGGGUGACAAGAGCUCCAGUCUUCAGGACGUUCUUCUAGUCGACGUUGCCCCGCUUUCGCUCGGUAUCGAGACCGCGGGUGGUGUUAUGACCAAGAUCAUCGAGCGCAAUGCUCGCAUUCCCUGCAAACAAUCGCAGACCUUCACCACGUACGCGGACAAUCAACCGGGCGUUACCAUCCAAGUGUUCGAGGGCGAACGCGCCAUGACCAAGGACAACAACAUUCUUGGUAAGUUCGAACUCAGUGGCAUUGCACCCGCUCCUCGAGGAGUUCCGAAGAUCGAUGUCACCUUCGACAUGGACGCCAAUGGUAUCCUCCACGUCACCGCUAAGGAUACCGCGAGCGGUCGUAGCAACGACGUUCGUAUCACCAACGACAAAGGCCGAUUGUCUCGUGAGGAGAUCGACCGGAUGCUCGCCGAGGCCGAACGUUAUCGAGACCAGGAUCAAGAACAACGGGAAAGAGUCGAGGCUCGUAAUCAGAUCGAGAGUUACGUCUUCUCCGUGAAACAGGCGGUAGACGAGAGUGGUUCCAAACUCAACGAGUCUGACAAGAACAGUGUGAGACAACUGUGCGACGACACCAUCAAGUGGCUGGACAACAACACGCUUGCGGAGAAAGAAGAAUACAAACACAAACUCGACGAGCUGCAAAAACAAUGCUCUCCCAUUAUGACCAAAAUCCAUCAAGGUGGUGCGACCGCUGGACCUGGAGACUGCGGAGCACAAUACAGACAGGCCAAUAACAACUACGAAGGCCCCACCGUCGAAGAAGUUGAUUAAACCUCAUCGAAGAUAUUCAAAUUUUUUUUUCAUCAGUAUUUCACUGUAAAUAUUUCUUGCGACUGAAUAUUUCAAGUUCCUUGUAAUAUAUUUGAUGUGUACGAACAAGUCUCAUCGGUUUAACACAAUCAAACAAGUCGGACAAUUUAAUUUUCUGGAACUUUAUUUAUAAUUAGAAUAAUUAUGAGCUGUCAUCCAACAUGUUGUAUGAACUUUGCGCAUUUGAACCUGUGAUUGAAAAUAUAUUUAUUAUUUUUUUUUUAUUAAAAAUAAAAAAGUGUGUUGUUUAUUUCAUUCCUUUGUUACAAGCCAACUCCUGAUAUUAUAUUGCACUGAAUCAGUAGCAGAAAAAUAUUAAUAACCUGCCAAUUUGAACAAAAGUGUAUAAAACUGCAUGAAAUGAAAUUAUAUUUAUUAAUCGGAAAAAGCCCUGUUCAUUACUCAGAAAAUUCCUGAAAUAUAAUUCAUCAAUAAAAUCUAAA